CUUUUGUCAAUCACCAAUGACAUCAAUGUCAAGUAGUUGUCAAAAAUAUAAAUAAACUUGAGUUGCUUCGUGAAAUUAAUUUAUUUUCCUUGAAUUGAAAUAAUUAAAGUCAAACACAUAAACUAUUAGUUUGAUGUGUUGAACAUGCCAUAUUAAUAUAACCGCCGAUCCCAGACAUAAUGAUUCGUCAAGGAAGUAUUGACGAUAUCAAUACUCAACAAUUUUUAAAGAUUUCUAAUUAUGAAGACACAGUCCGUCAGCUGGAUAUAUACUAUGCCAUAGUGAAAAGGCAGUUAUUAAGAUUUCAAAGUCCUAUAACAGGAUUAUUUCCAGUUUUAUCAUCAGACCUCCACAUAGGCAGUGUGAGAGAUAGUAUUUACUGUGCAUCUGCUGUGUGGGGACUAUAUCAAGCAUACAGACGCAUUGAUGAUGACCGAGGUAAAUCUUAUGAACUGGGUCAGAGCACUGUGAAAUGUAUGCGUGGUAUACUUGAGUGUUGGGUGAAGCAGUCGGCGCGAGUGGAGGCAUUUAAAACACGACAGAGCGCCGCACACGCGCUACAUGUCAAGUUCCACCUUACCACAGGGGAGCCAGUGCUCACAGAUGAACAAUAUCAUCAUCUACAAAUAGAUGUUGUCUCCUUAUAUUUACUGUUCCUUGUACAAAUGAUCACAUCAGGACUACAAAUUAUUUAUACCCAAGAUGAAGUGGCAUUUGUUCAAAACCUAGUAUACUAUGUAGAACGAGCAUACAGAACACCAGACUAUGGUAUGUGGGAGAGAGGAUCUAAAUAUAAUGAUGGCAAGCCAGAAAUUCAUGCCUCUUCAAUUGGUAUGGCAAAGGCAGCUUUAGAAGCCAUCAAUGGAUGCAAUCUUUUUGGUGAUAAGGGAGCAUCAUGGAGUGUAGUUUAUGUAGAUAUUGACGCCCAUAAUCGCAACCGAAGUAUUUUUGAAACAAUGCUACCACGCGAGUCGAGUUCCAAGGGGGUUGACGCCGCAUUAUUGCCAACAGUAUCGUUCCCAGCAUUCGCAACACACGAAGAACAUUUAGUUCAGUUGACGAAAAACAAUAUUUUAAGACGUUUGCAAGGGAAAUGUGGAUUCAAGAGGUUUAGUCGUGAUGGGUAUAAGUGCGUGCUAGAAGAUCCUAAUAGGAGGUACUACCAUGAAGGCGAACUCAAAGAGUUUGAUGGUAUCGAGUCAGAGUGGCCCUUGUUCUAUGUAAUGAUGAUCAUUGAUGGCGUGUUCCGCACCCUGCCUGAUCAGGUCGAAGAAUACCAGAAACUAUUGAAAGCCAGGAUUUAUAUGGAUGAGUUUGGAGACCCAGUAAUUCCUUGGUACUAUUAUGUACCUCGAGAAGGCAUUGAAAACGAACGGAAUGAACCGAAUUCAGUUAGACGAUUGCCAGCAAAUCAUCCGAGUGACGGUAACGACAAAGACACAGGUGGGUUGUUCCUGUGGGCGCAGUCGUUGUUCGUGUUGGCACAGUUGUUGACUGGCGGACUGCUGCAUGUGAACGAGCUGGAUCCCAUCAGGAGAUAUCUUCCUUCGUACAAUAGACCGCGCCGUGCCGGCCGGUACUCUGCCUUUCAGGGCAUAGCUACUGAUCUAGUAGUCCAAGUAGUGUUGAUAGCUGAGUCUAUGCGUCUCCAAGCCAUGAUGGGGACUUACGGUAUACAGACACAGACACCACACGAAGUUGAACCCGUUCAGGUGUGCAGUUCCACGCAGUUGGUGCACGUGUACAGGGAAUUGGGAAUAUGCCCCAAACUGAAGCUCACAGGACGUCCAAUAAGACCCGUGGGCUCCCUCGGUACCAGUAAGAUAUAUAGAGUGUGCGGAAUGACGGUGCUAUGCUACCCGCUCAUAUUUGAAGUGUCCGAGUUCUACCUCUACAGAGACAUGGCCCUGCUCAUUGACGACAUCAAGACUGAACUACAAUUUGUUGGCAAGUACUGGCGCCUGUCCGGUCGGCCGACCGUGUGCCUGCUGGUCCGCGAGGAACACAUGCGCGACCCCCACUUCAAGCACAUGCUCGACCUCUUCGCCAUGCUCAAGAAGGGACACUGCGAUGGCGUCAAAGUACGCCUCGGGAGAUUGCAGAACUUGAUCUCUAGCUCUUGUAUGGAACAUCUGGACUUCAUGAGCCAAGGCGAGUUUCCUUCGGAGAUGUUCACUCAGUUCAGACAGUUGGAACACGAGUACAUCGGGUACCAGUCUUUGACGGACGUCCCUCGCACCCUCACGUACCGCGAGGAGAAUCUCUCGUACGAGUCGUACAAGCAUCGCUCCACGCCCGACGUGGUCUCCGCGCUCAGGUCCGUCGACAACAUCUUCGCUCAGUGCCAACUCUGGGGCAUACUCAUUGAAAGAGAGGGCCCUAUGUUUGAGGUAAACGGCACGAACGCGCUGGAGUCCCUGAAGAGCCUGUACCACAGCGCGGGCGUGCUGCGACACUGGCGCGCCGUCCGCUACUGCUCGUCGCUACUCAACCACACCGUCGACUCCAUCAGCCCCUUCAUCACCACCGUGCUCGUCAAUGGCAAGCAGCUGACUGUGGGUGUGAUUGGUCAGAAGGAGACGGUAUUCGACAAGCCCAUGACUCCCGGCGAAAUACAGUCGGUUAUGUACUCCACUAUACAACCAUACGACGUCAUCGGUGCAGUAUUACAACAGGAAAUCGUGUUAUAUUGCGGACGGCUGAUAGGAACGAACCCGGACAUGUUCCGAGGUAUCCUGAAGAUCCGUGUGGGCUGGGUGCUGGAGGCCAUCCGUAUUUACCUGGAGCUGUUCCCCAACGAGAAGCGCGCGGACGGGUCGCUGGAGAGCCUCUCGCCUUACAAACUCCGCACGCUACUACAGCAAGUUCUCACUGUUUCCGACUGGGCAGAGGAGAGAGGUUUGACUCCGCUACAAAGACGACAGCUGGAAGGAUGUCUGUGUCGAGUGCCAAAACAUUUCUACAUACAAGUUUGGGAUAUAUUGUUGCGGACACCUAAAGGGAUUAUUAUUCAGGGCCAGUGGAUCCCGGCGGAGCCGACGCUGGUGAACAUGUCGCGGUCGGAGCUGUCGUUCGCGCUGGUGGUGGAGGCGGCGCUGGUCCGCGUGGCGCCGCCCGCGCGCCGCCAGCUGUGCGUGGAGCUGCUGUGCGUGCUGGCCACCAUCCUGCGCCGCAACCCCGAGCUCUACCUGCAGCAGCCGCUGCACAUCGACCAACUCGUCGACGACGCGCAGCUCACCUUCGCCAAGGAUAGCGGAGUGUCGGACAGCAACGCGCUGAGCAGCGCGGCGCCGGGCGUGUCGGUGGGGUACCUGGCGCGCGCCGUCGUCAACAGCGUGCUGCAGGGCGCCGCCGCCGCGCACCUCGAGCCCGCCGCGCAGCCCUCCUGUCUCGUCUCCUGACAUACUCGCCCCCGUACCACACUCCCAACACUACAUACAAACAAACGUUCAUUUCUCAAGGUUCACUUGUGUAUUCACACUUGUUCUUUUCCUAUAUUAAGUCGAGGCUGAAGACUCGCAAACUUUAUAAUUAUCUCAAUUUUAUUAUGUAUUGUGUCAUCGUUCUUGUCAGCUGUGCAAGAGUAAUAUUACAGCCAUUUUUAUUUUAGAUAGAUACAUGUUAUAUUUUGUCCCGACUGAAAUUUAGUUAGGGAUCUUGCAGCACAAAGUUAAAAGAUAUAAUCUUUUCAUGAUGUAGUUGUUACUAUUAAAUUUUAUAUAAAGUUUAAUAUUAAUAUAUUGAUUAAGUUCCAUACGUUGUUAGUUGUUAUUCUUAGGUAAGUGAAAUUGUUAUAUUUUUAUCUAAGUAAGUAUUAAAAUACAUUAACUAAAGACAUGUGUAUGCAUUCCUCGAUGAACCGUGUUUUGGAACCAUUGGCUUCAUUCGUAACUCAGCAUGAUCAAGUUCGCGACGCGACGGCCCAAAUGUAAAACUGAAUUGUUAAUCUGUCUAUUCUUGUAGCAUAUCAUCGUAUCAGUUCCACUCACCAUGCGAAAUCAAACGUUUAAAUGUAAACACAGGCCAGGAAUUUAUUCACAAAAUACAUACAUUAGUAGUUUACAAUGCGAAACGUAUAAAAGUAGUACUUAAUUAUUAUUUGGCCAUAAAAUGAAAACUUAUUAAUUUUAGACUCUAUAAUAUGAACCUAUGAAGGGAGAAUAUUUUAUUUUUUAUAUGAAGCGAUAUAUUUGUCGAUCUAUCCUUAGAUGUAGAAUCAUCAGUUGCAAAUAUGUUACGAAAUAAACCUGGAUUCUGAAUUUCGGAAUAUAAAAUACUGCCUCCACAUAGUUUCAUACGAAAAGAAAUAUUAUUAUGUAUAAAUGAACAGAAACUUCGAUUUAUUUUUCAUCUCAAAUGUUUGCUGUACAAACAUAUUAUACUAUAUUUUAGAAGAGCGUAUUUGUUUAUAAUUGUUUCAAAAUAAAAAGUAAUGUAUUGUGUUGUGAAAAUCUAAUCUGGUUUUAUAAAACAUGAAAAUAUUUUUAUGGAAAUAAAGAUGUAAUAUAAACAAAAUGUCUUUAUUGUUUAUUAUAAAAUAAUAAAUAAGGUUUUCCCGUAACAAUCAGGGUAAAUAAAUUGAGGAAAUGAAAAAAGCUGAUAGGCGAGUACAAUAUUAAAACCAAGACAGAGUAAAUUCGUGUGUUGAAGAAAAAAAA
This is a messenger RNA of Spodoptera frugiperda (fall armyworm), 4658 nucleotides long. RefSeq names its product probable phosphorylase b kinase regulatory subunit beta. The record is from RefSeq and is a predicted model, not a curated record. NCBI's taxonomy places the organism in Eukaryota, Metazoa, Arthropoda, Insecta, Lepidoptera, Noctuidae. Gene Ontology annotation, biological process: glycogen metabolic process. The transcript is spliced from 21 exons. Bases 180 to 3401 code for a protein of 1073 amino acids. Gene Ontology annotation, molecular function: calmodulin binding. Gene Ontology annotation, cellular component: phosphorylase kinase complex.